This is a messenger RNA of Dunckerocampus dactyliophorus (ringed pipefish), 7299 nucleotides long. It is a transcript of the gene lrrc4ca, whose product is annotated as leucine rich repeat containing 4C, genome duplicate a. The record is from RefSeq and is a predicted model, not a curated record. Gene Ontology annotation, molecular function: cell-cell adhesion mediator activity. Lineage: Eukaryota; Metazoa; Chordata; Actinopteri; Syngnathiformes; Syngnathidae. Gene Ontology annotation, biological process: regulation of axonogenesis; modulation of chemical synaptic transmission; synaptic membrane adhesion. The transcript is spliced from 3 exons. Gene Ontology annotation, cellular component: plasma membrane; glutamatergic synapse; postsynaptic density membrane. The coding region runs from base 1503 to 3449 and encodes 648 amino acids.
CGUAUUCAGAAGAUCUCAACAUCGUUUCUUCUCCAUCUCUGCCUCUUGGAUGUACAUUUUUGGACGCAUUAAAGACGCCAGUCAUGAACAUCACUUCUGCAGACGUGACUAAAAACUGCAGCGCAAUUCGGGAGCCAUUCAAGGUGGAAAUGAGCAACAUGUCGACUGAGAGAGGAGAAGAGAAUCAACGUCCGCAGCUCUCCCCCUGAUCCAGCAGCAGUGGCUGAGGGGGAACUUUGUCAGUGGGAGUUAACCCACGACUGACCAACAAUUCAACGCCUGUCCGUGGUGCUGCGCCGUCCGGAACACGGUCUGAAGUGGUCCAUAUCACAGUUUCAUGAAAACGCUUGUGCAGGUACUGCAGCCUGCUCAUUCAGAAGCCCGACGAAUUUGUAAACUGGAGAUGAGAAUAACGGGACGGUAAGGCACUUGGAUGAGCAGCACUCGACAUCAUCUGUCCCCGUGUGCACGUCUCCUCAGCGGAUAGGCGAGACGUACGUGAUUUGGACAGAUUUACGCACGGGUGGCGCAGAAGUGAAGACGGUCUUCAGUGGACACAGGUCCAUUGUACACUUGUACCAAUGCACGGAGGAAAACAUAAGGAAACAUAAGAAUUUGACCUUUUCCCAACGACAGAGAGCCUUUUUAAGGAUAUUCGCUGGAUUUUUUUUUAUAUUUGGUGUUGCGCAGGAUUUUCAUCUUGUAGAAAGAGCCCCUCGGUGAGAAUAUUCUGUUAGUUCUCAAUGACUUAACAGUUGUUCACAAUAGAGACUUUUUCUGCGCAUCCACAAAUCUUACAGGAGUCGGAAAAUCAUCAUCUCUAAACCUACACUGAGAUGUGAGAUGUAAUCUAACCCCAUCCAGUGUGACUGACGGCGAUGAAGUAAUAGAGACUUGGUGGAAGUUACAGUUCCAAUUAAAGAAAAGGACGCUGAUCCACUCUGCAAAGGCUUUUUUUUAGGCUGCACCUUAUGAUUCGUCUUGUGCACCAUUUUGUGGGGCGAUGUCGUCGCAUUAUAUCUUAUAUGCAUGCUCAGCAGUGAAUAAAUAACAAGUGUGCACGUCCACAUUGCCCUAACUCGGGAGAAAACGGAGGGCAUUAGUGGGUCGCUCAGUUCCAGCGAUGGCACUUGUGGGUCUCUCCACGCCAAGAGUCUUGUGGAAAAAGGCGAUGUCGGAUAUAUCACCAUCAUUUUGAGAGUUAUCGUCACAUCUGGACUAAUGGAUGGAUUGCUGGUUUUUAUGUGAGUGGCGUUAAAUAGCCUCGGAUUGUGCAGGAUCGCCUGAGAAUUGCGGAUCUUUUUGUGUUUGUGUUCACAAGACGCCACGUUCUCAAUCAGAAACACAUACCCAGAAGGGAUUGCUGACUACUGAACAAAGCCUGUGUUAUGUUGGAUUGGAGGCUUAAAUGAGAAUGACCUGAACCCUUCUGUACUAUAACUCACGUGGCAGUUGGCCCAAUCAUCUUUCCAAAGAGCGGAAGACCAGCCGGUGAAUUAUGAAUGUUAAACAAGAUGACCUCCUCUCAGCAGCAGCAGAUGAUGCGAGGUCCUAGGUGGAACCGGGCCUUGUCCGACCCUUUGUUUGUACUGCUCCUGGCCCUACAGCUGUUGGUGGUUGCGGGUCUGGUACGUGCUCAGACGUGCCCCUCUGUCUGCUCCUGUAGUAAUCAGUUCAGCAAAGUCAUCUGCACACGGAGGGGCUUGCGAGAGGUCCCUGAUGGCAUUUCGACCAACACACGCUACCUAAAUCUGCAAGAAAAUUUGAUACAGGUCAUUAAAGUGGACAGCUUCAAGCACCUAAGACAUUUGGAGAUCCUGCAGCUGAGUAAAAACCACAUACGCAAAAUUGAGCUUGGAGCCUUCAAUGGACUUGCUAGCCUCAAUACCCUGGAGCUUUUUGACAACCGCCUCACCACGAUCCCAAAUGGGGCAUUUGAGUACCUGUCCAAACUAAAGGAGCUUUGGUUGAGGAAUAACCCCAUAGAGAGCAUUCCCUCCUAUGCUUUCAACAGGGUGCCCUCAUUACGACGGUUGGACCUUGGGGAGCUUAAAAGGCUCUCCUACAUAUCUGAGGGGGCCUUUGAAGGGCUGAGCAAUCUUCGCUACUUAAAUCUGGGAAUGUGCAAUCUGAAGGAAAUCCCCAACCUUAUUCCUCUGGUGAAGCUGGAUGAACUGGAGAUGUCAGGGAACCAGCUAUCUGUCAUCCGUCCUGGCUCUUUUAAAGGGCUCAUCCAUCUGCAGAAGUUAUGGAUGAUGCAUGCGCAGAUUCAGACUAUAGAGAGGAACUCAUUUGAUGACCUCCAAUCACUAGUGGAGCUUAAUUUAGCCCACAACAACCUUACCCUCUUACCCCAUGAUCUUUUCACUCCUUUGCAUCAUCUGGAGAGGGUGCAUUUGCACCACAACCCAUGGAAUUGUAACUGUGACAUCCUCUGGUUGAGCUGGUGGCUUAAGGAGAUGGUACCAGCAAACACUAGCUGUUGUGCCCGCUGUAGCUCACCAUCUCACCACAAAGGGCGCUACAUCGGCGAACUGGAUCAGAACUACUUUCACUGUUACGCUCCUGUUAUUGUGGAGCCCCCUGCUGACCUAAAUGUGACAGAGGGGAGCGCUGCAGAAUUGAAAUGUCGAGCCAGCUCUUUGACCUCGGUGAGUUGGAUUACACCCAAUGGUUCCAUCAUGACACACGGUGCAUACAAGGUCAGAAUCUCAGUCCUGACUGACGGCACUCUGAACUUCACCAAUGUUACCAUGCAGGACACUGGUACGUAUACAUGCAUGGUCAGUAAUUCAGCUGGCAACACAACAGCAUCUGCCACACUCAACGUGUCCUCCACUGAGAACAGCAGCUUCAGCUACUUCACCACAGUGACGGUAGAGACGAUAGAAACGCCACAUCACGAAGACUUCACCACAAUUGUGCAACAGAAGGUGGGCCCUACUCCAUCUGCUCGAACAUGGAAGUCUGUUUCACCCAUCUCUACAACUACCACCACAGUCCAGACCCCUCUUUCUACUCGUGCCACAGAGAAAACCUAUACGGUCCCCGUUACUGAAUUUGGUGGGGAAGGCUCACUGAAUGGCUUGGAUGAGGUCAUGAAGACAACCAAGAUCAUCAUUGGCUGCUUUGUCGCAAUCACACUCAUGGCAGCUGUGAUGCUCAUCAUCUUCUACAAGAUGCGCAAACAGCACCACCAGCAGAACCACCAUGCGCCCACUCGCACCAUUGAGAUCAUCAAUGUGGACGAGGACUGUGUAACAGGAGGACCAGGCAUGGAGAGCCACCUGACUUUGCCUCCUCUUGAACAUGAGCACCUCAACCAUUACAACACAUAUAAAACUGCAUACAACCAUGCCUCCACUAUCAACUCCAUACACAGCUCAGCGCAUGAACCUUUGUUAAUCCGGGCCAGCUCAAAAGACAAUGUACAAGAGACCCAAAUCUGAACUUUUUUUUUUGCCCAUGUAAUGAAAUUACAUCAAGACUUUCCUGUCAGUAUAUGUUUAAAUUUGGUUUUGAGGAGGUGGCUCAAACACAAGAUGAAUCACCGUGUGUUUGAAAAUUCAAUGGUUGGUGAUGUUUAUUCAAUGACUUUGGUAAUUAGGGUAUGUCUGUUACAAAAAGUGUCUUUACAAAACAAAAGUUAUUUAUUUAAGAAAAAACAUUGUUGUUAAAUCAAGAAAAACACUUGUAUUCUACAAUUUUUUUUUUCACCACUUAAUUGAUGUUUUUUUCUUCCUUUUUCUCAUGUUGGUUGACUGAAAUGAAUUAAGAAAAUCUUUAUAUCUAGUAAACUCUUUCUUUACUUUGUUUUCCCAACGAAUCUAGGGCAGAUCUGAUUUUUUUUUUUCUCCAGCUGUGGAGUAAGUAAUCAGGUAUUAUAUGACCACCUUGAAAUUCAUGAAUCACAUUCAUUGUAUGAAGUACACAUUUGUCAUUAUUUGACUUCAGCAGAAUUUUCAGCAACGAUAUUUGAUCACAUUACUGUAUCAAAGAAAUAAUAUCUCCCCCAUUUUGCUGUUGUAAAACUUGACGAUAACUAGAAUAUUAAGAAUUACACUGUAAUUGUAAAAAAAAAAAAAGUCUUAAAACGAGAAGUCUAUGCAUAUAAUUUGCAUAAAUUGGCAAUUUGUUUUUCUCAAGUGUCCAGCUUCCGAGCGUUCUUGUUUGUAUUUAUUUAUAUUUUACUAUGUUACACCAAUUACAAUAAACCCACUAAGACCUUGAUGGGAAAGAGGCAAAGGUCACCCAUGUCACCCAUUUGCUACCCAUACUUACAUCCAUAAUUUGUAGUUCCAUGUUUUUCUGCAGGUUCCAGACUACCUUUUUCAAGCACGUACCCGUUACCUGAUCAACAGAGCUGCAGGACUGCAUGCUGUCAGAGGUAGACUAGUGAGCUUAAACCCUUUAUACAGCUGUCUGAGCACAUUGGCUGUAAUCUGCGUGCCACAUUUCCACAUAGGCAGUACCUGGCAGCCCCACAUCCACCCUGCCCCUGCCAGCAACACAACUUGGCCGUGAGCAGCAGGUUUUGUGGCUUUAGAAGGCGGGGUGUGGGGGAGCGGGCACCAACCAGAUGUUUGUGCUGUACCUGCCUUACUCCCCCAGCUCCAUUUACAUUUUAAUUGAUGUGCUCAUGGGCACAGAUCUGUAAGGGCCCAUUCCCUGGAAACAAUUACAAAGAGCUCACCAUGAAAAAUAAUGCCAACUAUCAUAAACAGGGAUAAAUUCGGUCAAGCCCAACAUUUACGCAAAAGUACUUUAAAUCUUGUUUUCUAGAAAGAAUUAUGGAUGUUUUUCCCCUUUCUAUUGAGAUUAAUUCAGUUGUGUUACUUUAUUAAACACUAUUCUAAGAGCAGAAAUAUAUAACUUUGCUUGUAGUAUUAUCUGUCCUCUCUGGAUUAUUAAAGUGUAAAUGUGAAUUACUUCAACAAAAUACAGCUCCUCAAAGUAAGCUCAAGUUUUGUUACUUGCACAGUUGCUUUAAUCGAAAGCACUGAUGUGUGACACUGAAGACGAAAUGAAUCACGGUCUGACCCAUCAAAGCAGUCAAUUGAGUGAAAAUGCAAACGUAUUAUUUUAUUUACUGUAAUUUAUUUACAUGGAUGAACAUACAAUGUAGAUUCUGAAAACUUGGUCAAACAUAAAAGGUGUUGUAUUUUGAAUAAAUCUUAAUGCGAAACAGUAAUCCCUUGCUAUUUCACGUUUUGAAUUUUGCGGCUUCCUUCCAUCACUGUUUUUCAAAAAUUAAUUAAUUAAUUAAUUAAUUAAUCAUUGCUGUUUCAUGGUCGAAUAUGGCCUCUUAUUCAUCACAAAUAUGCAUAUAUGCACAUUUAAGCACAUUUUCCGUAUUUUUGCCGAAAUUAACCACUUUCAAGCAUAAAAAUGGCUAAAUGAACUAAAAUACAAAUAUAAGGCAUUCAGAAGACGCAUUGAGAGAGAUAGAGGUGAUAUGUAGUAUUCUAAAGAGGUCAUGAGGUGUCAGUAAUGUUACAUUGAUGAAGCAAUAGCCACGGCAUGAAGUAUUGUCCUGAACAGGAAGUAAAAAAAGAACAAGAAGGAAGUCUCCCACUGCUAACAUGUGUGAAUCUAUAUUAUGUGUAAUAAUAAUGGGUAAUAGGAAGUAAAGGUGACUAUAAGGGUGUUAUUUCAUGUCUAGACGGCUCUAAUAAUGUUAAAAAAAAGGUAUUUAGAAGGUCAUAAUCACGGGUUUUGUGUGAUCUAACUACGAAAUUAUUCCAUUAUAAAUAAGGAAUCCUACUUGGCGGGAAAUUCUUUUCUCACGGUUGAGUCUGAAACCAAUUAACCACAUUAAACAAUUUACUGUACUGUAUAUCCUUUCCACUGGGACUUGAUCAUACUCAAAAAUUAACACCCACAAACAUCUAACAUUUCUUUUACAUAAAGGUAGAGCACAACUGAGCAUUUAGCGUAACACCUGUAAUACAUUUAAUUAUGACAACUGAUUAGAAACAUUCCAUAUCAUUUGGUGGAACUUACUGACCAGUACAAAACUUCCAGGCUCACAAGAAAGAUCCUUAAAGAUACAGACAUUAAGUUGUUGCAAAAAUUAAUUAGUGCUAUUUCUCAAUAAGUUAUAAACCAAAUUACAACUGUAUAUUAGAAGUUCAAAUGAUAAAAACCCAACACAAUGGAAACAAGAGCAUUUAAAACCCUUCACUUGCAACAUUUAAAACCUUUCAUUUGCAAGGUUAUAUAUAUAUAUAAUAUAUAUAUAUAAUGGUCUUACUGCUUCCAGGGAUAUGGAAGCAGCAGUGAUGAUUAUGAGCACUUUGCCAGGAGCUAAUGAGUCUACCCAGCAUGCCCACUGUUUGUAUAAAUAGUGUCUAGGAUAAUAAUAUUAAUAUUAAGCUGAUAAUACGUUUAGCCAAUUUGAAGGAAACACUAAUAGAUUUGAUGUGAGUGUGCUGCAUAUAAAACAAAUGUCUUCUAUAAAUGCCCAAUUAAUACAUUUCAGGUCCCCAGACAAUUUUGGUCCAAUUAAGCUAGACUAAUGAAUUACCCUAUGUGCUUUCUGACAUCCAAACAUCUUCACAUUGCACUUCUAAUGUUCUAAAUCUGGGAUGGUGAAGUGACAAUUAUAAUCAUUUUUGUCUCUUAAACGUCCCUUACGGUUUUUGGUUGAAGGUGAUUUGUUUGGAAAUUUGAAAGCUCAAUUUCUUACAUUUUAGUCAAGCUCCAUCGUGUAUGUAAGAUACUGAAAUAUUUUGAUCAGCAUUGUUUUCCUUCAUUUUUUGAGAGGAAAUGCAGUUGUAGUGGUAGAUUUAUACAAAAACACAUUUUGAGACUGCAUCAUCGAAAAAGGUCAAUAACAAGUGCUUUGUUGUCUGUUUUGUUUUGUUUUUCCUCGUAUCAACCAGCUGUCUAAAAAAAGAAAUGUGCUGUAAAAGACUAAGAGAUUGAUUUUCAUGUAAGAAUUAUUUCAUGACCUUUAAAAAGAUAUGGAGAUCGAUUAUAGAGACCAGAGUUUGUAGUACAUACACGAAAUAUGGUUAAAAUAAACUUGUUGUUUUUUGUACUGUCUGCUCUUCUGUGUUGUAUCAAUCAAAAAUAAAUGAAAACUUUUUUUUUUUUUCCAGGAGCUUACAGAUAUGAAAUCGGGAUGAAAUCAAAAGUCACGUUGUGGAUGUUUUAAACAUCAAUGUUGGUUGUUUCUUGUGUAAGAAAUAGUUGCAUUUGCACCACAAUGUACAUGCUGGAUUAUCUGAUUAGUUUUUUUUAUAUGAACAGCAAGAUAAAUACAGCGGAACCUCCAAAACUGGAGACCAUAAUGGU